This is a messenger RNA of Neofelis nebulosa (Clouded leopard), 3511 nucleotides long. RefSeq names its product zinc finger protein 35 (gene ZNF35). The record is from RefSeq and is a predicted model, not a curated record. The coding region runs from base 1631 to 3214 and encodes 527 amino acids. NCBI's taxonomy places the organism in Eukaryota, Metazoa, Chordata, Mammalia, Carnivora, Felidae. The transcript has 4 exons.
CAGGCUUCAUGCUCAGUUGCUCAGUGUAGAGCCUGAUGCGGGGCUCAAUCCCAUCAUCCUGAGAUCAUGACCUGAGUCAGUCAAGAGUCAGAUGCUCAGUCAGCACCCGGUUUGGCAGUUUCUUACAAACCCAAACAUGCACUUAGAAUAUAACCCAGUAUUUGUACUCCUGAGCAUUUAUCCCAGAGAAAUGAAAACUUAUGUUCAGAAAAACAUGUAUACAACUUCAUAGCAGUUUUAUUUGUAAUAGUCAAAAUCUGUAAGUAACCCAAAUAGCCUCAAUAAGUGGCUAAAACAGUAUUAUAUCUAUACCAUGAAUACUUAUUACUCUACAAUAAGAUAGGAUGACCUAAUGCUGCAAUGACAAGUGAAUCUCAAAAUUAUGCUGAGUGAAAAAAAAUCCAAUCUCAAAAGGUAUUCUGUAUGAUUCUAUUUAUAUAAUCUAAAAUGACAAAACUAUAUAGAGAUGAAAGAUUAGUGGUUGCCAGAGGUUGGGGAUGGUGGGAAGGGACAGCAGAGAGAGGGAAGGGUAACACUUAGGAAGGUCUUUGUGGCGUUGAAAGAGUAUAUCUUGAUUGUGGUAGUGGUUACACAAAUAUACACGUGAUAAAAAGAAGUAUACACACUGUGCAAGUGUCAAUUUCCUGAUUUUUAUACUAAACUAUACUUAUGUAAGUUGUACUUGUUGAGGGAAACUCAAGUUGAGGGGGGAGGGUAUUAUUUUUCCAACUUGCUGUGAGUUGAACUCAAAAUGUAAGGUAAAACAAGACCCUAAAAAACCAUGACCAAAUGCACUGUGUGAAACUGAUUUGGAAGAACAAAGUUAUGAAAUAUGUAUUUUAGGGUGGUUGGGAGAUUUUAAUAUGAUUGGAUAUUAGAUGAUAUUAGGGAAUUGUUAAUUUUCUUACCAUUAUGUAAUGGUGGUAUAACGUUUGGAGAAUAUUAUGAAAGAAUGCAUAUUGAAGUAUUUGGAAUGAAGUGUUUUGAUGUUCACAACUUUCAACAAAUUUUUUUCAGUAUAUACAGAGAGAUAAGGCAAACGUAGGCAAGUGUUGAGUCCAGAUGGAGGAUACAGGUACUCAUUGUACCAUUCUUUAAACUUUUCUGUACUGUUGAUAUUUUCAAAAUAAAACGUAUGGGGCAAAAUUAUCAGGACGUUCUACAGACGAAUGCUUUGUAGCUUCAGGCUCCUGCGUACACGCCUCGCCCAACCACUGCCGAGCCAGGGGAUGUCCCCUUUCCUGAGGCUUUAGGGCCACAGUCCACCUGCACCCUCCUACGCACUUUUACUCCCAUCCCUGGUCCGCAGCGAUAUUGGACACCCAUCGAGAAGACAGCACCUCCGACAUUCCUAGAGAGGCCGGCCUGGGGACUUGGGAAGCCGGAAGCCCGUCUCCAGGCACUUCCUGUCCGGUCAUUGUUCUCGCACCGGUAGGCGCGGGGCGCAUGAUCUAGCCUAUGUUCUGCUGCAGAGCCCGCGAGCUCUGGCCGGGCCUUUCCGCGGUGCACGUAGACAGUAUCAUCCUGGCCCUGAGAAGAAACUCAAGAAGAAGAAACUUAAAGAUUAGAUGGGGCUUGACCUCUGCUGGGCAGCCCCCAGCUAUAAGAGUUCCCCUCCUGAGCAGAGACGAUGACUGCAGAACUGAGAGAGGCCAUGGCCUUAGCCCCCUGGGGCUCAGUGACAGUGAAAAAGGAGGAGGAAGAGGAAGAAAACUUCCUAGGCCAGGCAUCUAGCCAACAAGUGCACUCGGAGAACAUCAAAGUCUGGGCUCCUGGGGAAAGUCCCCAGACAGGCCUUGUCAUAUCAGAACAGGAGGAAAAGGAUCCAAACAUGUUCUGGAACAUGGCUGUAGUCCUGAAAGCAACACAGGAGGCACCUCCUGCCUCAGCCCUUGGCACCUGCUCAUUAUCAGGGACUCUGGCCAAGAGUGAGAUACUGGAGACACAUGGGAACAUGACCUCUCUAGGUGCUGAAACCAAGAACCCACAGUUACUGGUUCCAAAAACUGAGAUAUGUGAUGAAGCAGAAAAACCCUGCAUAAUGCCAGGAAGAAUCCAGAAAGUUAAUCCUCCAGAACCUGAGUUAGGAGAAGCCUGUGAAAAAGGGAACCCGUUAAAGAAGCAGAGAAUCAAGAGGGAAAAGAAAGAUUUCAGACAAGUGACAGUGAAGGACUGUCAUGUACCUGAAAGCUUCAAAGUAGAGGAAAACCAGAAAUGUCAGGAACCUGGGGAAAGGUAUAGCCUUAGUUCUAGCUCUGUUAAAAAUCAGAAAAGCCAGCCUGGACAGAAGCCUUUUACAUGUAGUGUGUGUGGAAAAGGCUUUAGUCAGAGUGCAAACCUCGUAGUGCAUCAGCGAAUCCACACAGGGGAGAAGCCCUUUGAAUGUCAUGAGUGUGGGAAGGCCUUCAUUCAGAGUGCAAACCUUGUUGUGCAUCAGCGAAUCCACACUGGACAGAAGCCGUAUGUUUGUUCAAAAUGUGGGAAAGCCUUCACUCAGAGUUCAAAUCUGACCGUACAUCAAAAAAUCCACUCCUUAGAAAAAACCUUUAAGUGCAGUGAAUGUGAGAAAGCCUUCAGUUAUAGCUCACAACUUGCUCGGCACCAGAAAGUCCACAUUACAGAAAAAUGCUAUGAAUGUAAUGAGUGUGGGAAAACAUUUACUCGGAGCUCAAACCUCAUUGUCCACCAGAGGAUCCACACUGGGGAGAAGCCCUUUGCCUGUAACGAUUGUGGCAAAGCCUUCACCCAGAGUGCAAACCUUAUUGUGCAUCAGCGAAGCCAUACUGGUGAGAAGCCAUAUGAGUGUAAAGAAUGUGGAAAAGCCUUUAGUUGUUUUUCGCACCUUAUUGUGCACCAGAGAAUUCACACUGCAGAGAAACCUUAUGAUUGCAGUGAGUGUGGAAAAGCCUUCAGUCAGCUCUCUUGCCUUAUUGUGCAUCAGAGGAUUCACAGUGGAGAUCUCCCUUAUGUGUGUAAUGAGUGUGGGAAGGCCUUCACGUGUAGUUCAUACCUGCUUAUUCAUCAGAGAAUUCAUAAUGGGGAGAAACCUUACACAUGCAAUGAGUGUGGCAAGGCCUUCCGGCAGAGGUCGAGUCUCACUGUGCACCAGAGAACCCACACUGGGGAGAAGCCCUACGAGUGUGCCAAGUGUGGUGCGGCUUUCAUUUCUAACUCGCACCUCAUGCGACACCACAGAACUCAUCUUGUUGAGUGACAAGUACUUGUUACUCCAGUCAUUGAUCAUAAUCCACUGCCCCCUAAUUGGACACGUCUUUGCUGUUUUUGUUUGUAAAAAUGAGGCCCGCCAUGUUACAAGUAACAGUUUUCAAGAAUGCAGCACAGAACACAAGACAAGCAUUUCAGAGGCUGACUUAAAGAAAGUGAAAGCAUCUAAAGGCAAGGACUGUGUUUUAAACUGUGCCCUCAGUAGUCCUGUUUGAAAUGGAAUGUGGCUUUCUUUAAAAUGGGUCGUGCAAAGCUAAGUGAUAAAGAUCCUGUUUGAGGAAAGGUA